This is a messenger RNA of Stylonychia lemnae, 2787 nucleotides long. The record is from the annotation of a GenBank genome assembly. NCBI's taxonomy places the organism in Eukaryota, Ciliophora, Spirotrichea, Sporadotrichida, Oxytrichidae.
AUGUCGAAACUGACUGUUAUAGAGGAUAAAAAUGCUGAUACUGAGCUGAAUUACUUUGUAUUUGAAACUCAUGUGAGAAAACUAAUAAGAGACCUGAUUGAGCCUACCACGUAGAAAGCCACUGAAGAUCGAGAGAAUGUAAAUGAAGUGAAAAGAAUUAUGAAUAAUGUUUCUAAAAGAGUCUACGAAUUAGAAUAUAUUAUUUACAAGGGUAGUGAAAGAAACACUAUUUUUGAUGAUAUAUACAACAAAAUGAAUUAAAUGGUUGUUGAGACUAAUUUGCUUAAUGAAAAGUUGAAAGAGGAAUCCUUUAAAUUUAUGAAAAGACACGAGAUUAUGGAUGACUAACUCAAAGCUAUUGAGAUAACUUAGAAGACCGUGGGUGAUCAAAUAAGAAAUUUUCAAAAUGAUAUUGAUAAGUUUUAUGAAACUUUGCAUGAAACAAAGAAGGAUUUAACUGAGAUUAUCUAUGACAAUAAGUAGCGAGCAGAUGCUGAUGUUUCUAGCAUUAAUCAAAUAAUUAUCAGAAUCUAAACAACAAUGAAAAUAAACCAGCAUGAGUUUGAAGCAGCAUCUGGAAAAAUAACUAAACUUGAGAAAGAUAAAGACAGGCACAAAGACAGACUUGAGUAACUUGGAAAAGACAUUUUCGAGCUAUAAGAAGUCAAGUUGGACAAAUAGCAGUUCAAUAUGGAUACAAAGAAAAUAGAAGAAUAGUUUUCAUAGAUUGAUUACUCCUUAGGAGAUUUGAAUAACAAUAUUUUGGGAACUGAUAACUACAUUGAGAAAUAUUUACCAUUUAAAUCCCUGUAGCUGAUGGUAGAGAGCAUGUCCUAAAUUUUAGAUAAGAAACAAGUCAAACGAUUAACUGACUUUGAGUAAAAGAAAUACAAAGAAUUACAUUAAGGUAUAUUAGGGGAUGAUGGGCAUCCCAAUAAUGCAGAAAAAGCUUCAUAUCUCAAGUUUUUAAACUCUGCUGAGAAAGGAUCAAAUAUAAAUCACACUACUACAAAUUUGGCUAGACGUGAGAGUACCUUGAUUCGUCACAAUGAAGAACUUUACAGCAGAGGUGCAGCAGGCUAGCAUUCUAAUCCUAGCUAAUUUUAGAAAAUGCAAAGCUCUCAAAGUAUCGUUCAGUAGAACUUUACUACUGGCAAUUAAAUCAAGUAAACUACAAUUUAGUUCAAUUCAAACACUAAACUUAAUAUUCUUGUUGAGAACGGAUAAAGCCAAGGAGAUUCAAAAAAUUCAAUAGAGUCAAAAGAUGAAUAGAUUAACUCAGAUCUUAAUGGAAAGCAAAUUUCUGUGAUUGAGUUUGAUAAUGAAAGAGUCUAAAGAAUCAAGCCUACUGGAUUGAAUAGAAAUUAAUAAAUUCAUGCACUUGCAUCUCAAGACACUUACUUAUCUUUAAAAUCUCCAUCAAAUGAGCAUAAUCUUCAAUAAAUCAGUCCUAGAGAAGGCUCAGUUGCAUUAAGAUAGAACACAUCAUAGAAUCAGAUUGGAAUGAGUCUUAUCGGGAUGAAUGAUCUAGAUCCCAUUCUACAAAAUAAAAUUAGAACUUAUGAUGAAGAUUUUAUCGAGCUGAAAUAAGAACUUGAAAGUGUAAAAAAGCUAAUCCUCGAUGUUAAAGGCUUAAACAGAGCUGAUAUAGAUAAAGAAUUCAAAAGAGUUAGAGAUGAGUUGAAGUAAGCCUCUAAAGAAAUUCUUUCUUACUGCGAGGCUUUUUAGACAGAAUUUGAGAAUGAGUAAGAUUUUAGAAAGAAGGACAAGAUAAACUGGCAAUUGGAGAUAGAUAAUCUAAACAAAGAAGUCCAGAGAAUAAACUCAUACUGUGUUGAAAAGCUAUUUAAGCCGUUAAAUAAUCUCUAAGAUAUGGCUGUACUUCCAGUAAAGAAUUAUGAGCUAUCAACUGGUCUUAAUACUCCAGCCUAAUAGUCAGAUUAUAUAGGUAUUCAUAAUAUCGGGUCAGCAAGAAGGUAGGAUGUGGCUAAAACAGCUUAUUAAUAACAUAGGAAAUUGUUAAGCUCUAGUUAAGUUUCUAUGACUGCUAAAGGAAGCAAACAGACUAACUCCCUUUACUAAUUAAGAGCAGAGACUCCACAGCUUUUCUAAGUUGGAGCGCAAACUCAAAGCACUUUUAUCAAAAGAAAAUAAAGCAAAGCGCCAUUCACUAACUAUCAUUCAAACUAAAGUUCAUCUUCAAAUCUCUUUACAAAUCCCAAUGGUUCAGUCAUUGCUGGAUCAACUUUUGCAAGUUCAAAUAAUUAAAAGCAGAUUUAAUUUGAUGAAAUGCCACUAUAAUAUAGAAAAAAAUUAUUCAGAAGAGAUUAAUUAAUCAUGGUUAGAGGAUAUCUAUUAUAGUAGGCUUGGAAUAUGUACAGCUAAUCAAUAACCGAUCAGAAUGUCAAAGCAAAUAAUGUCUAGCUCACCAGUCAAUUAUUUAAGCAAGCUUUGAAAGAACUUCAAAUUGAUCCUAUGAAAGCAGGACAAAAUAGAGUAUCUAAUAAGCAGAGUAUGAAUAGAUUGAAAGACAUCAAUUCUUAAUAUGAAACUUAAAAUCACUAGAAAUCUGUUAGCCAAACUGGAUAUUCUUUAGGAUAGCCUACAAAUCAAAAUGGUAAUUCAGGAAUGGCAAUAUUUGGAUUAAACCCAACAAACCAUUAGAAUAGACCUCAUAAUGAUAAUUUUAGUCCAUUACAAACUCCUGCUUAUUAAGACUAAUAAGUGUAAUAAAAUUUUGCAAAUGAUGCUUAGAAAUUAAAUUAGAAUUCCUUAAUUGCCUAAUGA